UAAUCAGAAAAGUCCAGAAUCGGUGGCUGUCCUUCAAAAAUCUUGAACAGUUAAUUAAAGAAGAAGUCUCUCGAAUGUUCUUUUGUGUAGCUUUAAAAAACAAGUACUCGUUUUCGCAGAAACCCAUGUUUGUUUUGCAUGCACGAGUUUCUUUCUAACUUGCAGAGGCACUUUUAUUUUGUUACAAUUUUUACAUGUUAAACUACUGGUGAAAAGAAUGGCAGAGAGCGAGCCUUGUUAUUACUCGGUGCUUGGUUUACGUAAACAAGCUUCUGCUACAGAGAUUCGCGAUGCCUACAGAAAGCUUGCUCUGAAAUGGCACCCAGACCGGUGGAUGAAAGAUCCUGUUGUUUCUGGGCAAGCGAACAGGAGGUUUCAGCAAAUUCAAGAGGCUUAUACAGUUUUAUCAGAUAAAGGAAAGAGAAAACUUUACGAUGCUGGGAUGUUAAGCUUUCUGGGUGACGAUGAUGACGAAGGAUUCUGUAAUUUUUUGCAAGAAAUGCUUUUGAUGAUGGAAAAUGUGAAUACAAAGGAGGGUGACAAUUUGGAAGAUCUUCAAGGUUUGUUGAUGGACAUGAUCGCAGAGGAUGAAAGAAUCAAAUUAGGAUUUGACUGGGACACUCCCCAAAGUGCUAAAAAAAGGACUCGUUUUACCCACUUAUGAUUGCUUAAUUAGCUCACAAAAAUUACUCUCAGGUUGUCAAUUUUUAAUGCAGAUUUUUCUGAAUUAUUCUGCAGCAGAAAGAAGUUCAUUUUUCGAUUCCAAUUUCUUUGGAAGACAAUUUUGUAUUUUAUGUGUAUAUAAUGAACCAUCGCAAUUGCUUCCUA
Ricinus communis (castor bean) is the source of this 828-nucleotide messenger RNA. Its product is annotated as dnaJ homolog subfamily B member 3. The transcript is spliced from 5 exons. NCBI's taxonomy places the organism in Eukaryota, Viridiplantae, Streptophyta, Magnoliopsida, Malpighiales, Euphorbiaceae. Bases 218 to 664 code for a protein of 148 amino acids. The record is from RefSeq and is a predicted model, not a curated record.